AUGCGGUUUGAGCAACCUUAUCAUUCCCCUGAAUCCAAUCCAGACCAUUUUCUAUCUACGGGCUGCCCGUCGUUGGACGCGCUCGCGGACGGCGCGUGGGAGGAGGGGGAGCUACGCGCGAGCGACUUUGGCGGAGACUUCGUGUUCGGAUUCGCUACUAGCGCCGCUCAGUUCUCAUUCAUGCUCUCAUGCACACAACACGGUUACUGUCACCUAUCUUCACAUACCCUGCUUAUUCCGCGCCUCUUCCCUUCCCCCUCGUCCCCCUACCUUUCUCUCCCCUUUCCCCUCUCUCUUCCUUCCCGCGAUCCUCCUCCCCCUUCCCCUCUCUCUUCCUUCCCGCGUCCCUCCUUCCCCUUCCCCUCUAUCUUCCUUCCCGCGUCCCCCCCCCCCCUCACCACCCCUUCCCCCUAUGCGCUGCCCCAGGUGGAAGGCGCAGUGGCGGAGGGCGGAAGGGGGAGAAGCAUCUGGGACGACUUUGCGGAGAGGGCAGGUGGGGGGAUGAGGGGAUGGAGAGCAGAUAAGGGGGAAAUGGAGAGAGGGGAGGAUGACGUGGCACUGCUCAAGGCUAUGGGGGCGACCUCGUACCGCUUCUCCAUUUCCUGGUCUCGAAUCAUCCCCGACGGCGUGGGAGCAGUGAGCGAGGCAGGCGUGCAGCACUACAGCCGCCUCAUAGACGAGCUGCUGGCCAAUGGCAUCGCGCCAGCUGUCACGCUGUACCACUGGGACCUGCCGUUGCACCUGCACGAGGCACACGGGGGGUGGCUCAACGCGAGCAUCGUGCACGCCUUUGUUCGGUACGCGGAUGUGUGUUUCUCUCGCUUUGGCGACAGGGUGAAGACGUGGAUCACAUUCAAUGAGCCGCGGCAAACUGCUGUGCAGGGCUACGGUUACGGCACCAUGGCGCCUGGCCGCUGCUCAAAUCGCACUUCAUGCGAGCAAGGAGACUCAUCCGUUGAGCCUUACGUCGUCUCUCACCACAUCCUGCUGGCCCAUGCUGCUGCUGUGGCUGUCUAUCGGAGGAGAUACAGCAGCCAAUGGGGAGGAGGGGGGCGCAUAGGCAUGACGAUGGAUUGUGUGUUUCUGUACGCGGCUGAUGGCACCCGGGGGAGUGCGGACGCGGCGCAACGAGGCAUGGAGUUCUCAUUCUCCUGGUGA
This is a messenger RNA of Closterium sp. Yama58-4, 1158 nucleotides long. The record is from the annotation of a GenBank genome assembly. NCBI's taxonomy places the organism in Eukaryota, Viridiplantae, Streptophyta, Zygnematophyceae, Desmidiales, Closteriaceae.